Didymosphaeria variabile is the source of this 1779-nucleotide messenger RNA. RefSeq lists its product as uncharacterized. Gene Ontology annotation, molecular function: dipeptidyl-peptidase activity. Bases 1 to 1779 code for a protein of 592 amino acids. The record is from RefSeq and is a predicted model, not a curated record. The transcript has a single exon. Lineage: Eukaryota; Fungi; Ascomycota; Dothideomycetes; Pleosporales; Didymosphaeriaceae.
AUGCCUCCUCCAGUUCAGCUGGGUCUGAUCCAAAUCGACAAGCCUACCGUUGGCAGAAACGGCUACCAGGGUUUCAAUCCUCAUUCCGAGGUACUUCCCAAGGGUUGGAAUGACCACAAUGCGCGCCCUUUGCCGACCGACAUUCUUGUGGAGCAUGACGUCGGCAUCAAGGUUCGCGAUGGCGUUACUCUCUACUGCGACAUCUACAGGCCAACCACUUCAGGCCCCAACGAGCAGGUGCCUGCCAUCCUAGCAUGGAGUCCAUUCGGCAAGAAGCUCAAUGGCAUUACGGUGAUGGGGAACCUUCCAUGGAACAUAGGUAUUCCCCGAGACACGACCAGUGGACUUGAGCGUUUUGAAGGCCCCGAUCCAGCUGAGUACGUCCCCCAGGGCUACGCCAUCGUCAACGUCGACGCCCGCGGAGCUGGCGACUCUGAGGGCUCUGCCGUCAUUAUGGGAACGCAGGAAGGCGAGGACGGGCACGAUGUGAUCGAAGGCAUUGCGAAGCUGCCUUGGUGUACUGGAAGUAUCGGCCUCGCUGGUAACUCCCAUCUGGGUAUUGUUCAGUGGUUCAUCGCGGCGCAGAACCCACCUUCGCUGAAGGCAAUCGCUCCCUGGGAAGCCGCGGGCGAUCUGUACCGAGAGCAGUUCGCUCGCGGCGGUGUCUGGGACAGUGCUUUGUUUGAUAGUAUCACCCAUAAUGUUAUCCAAGGGCAUAACGGACUGGAACAUUUCGCCGAAAUGUUCCGACGAAGCCCACUGCAAAAUGCCUACUGGCAAGACAAGCGCGCCGACAUCAAGAACAUCCGGAUUCCAACAUAUAUAGUGGCUUCUUAUUCUACCUUUGUGCACACAAUGGGCUCGAUCCGCGGCUGGCUGGAUGUCGACACAAAGGACAAGUGGCUCAGAUGGGACCCGUACCAGGAAUGGUUCGAUCUGUGGGCGGUGAAGGAAUCUCGAAACGAACUUGCGGCUUUCUUCGAAAAAUUCGUCAAGAGCAAAGACAACGGGUUCGAAAAGACUCCUCGUGUGCGUCUAGCUCUGCUCAGAUUUGGGGACCGAGACCCCAUUUAUCCCAUCGAGGCGGAUGAUUACCCUAUCCCGAACACCAAGUAUACCGAAUUCUUCCUGAAAGACGAGAGCACACUUUCCUUGGAAGCACCAAAGGAAUCAACAACGCUGUCAUAUUUCUCUGAAGUGAAGGAUGGCGGCUUCCAGAAACUCUCCUUCCAUUACACGUUCGAGGAGAAAACAAGACUGGCAGGUAUUCCGAAGGCAGUGCUCUAUAUGUCGACACAGGAAUCGGAUGACAUGGCCGUUUACGUAGUCAUCCGGAAGUUAGACAAGCACGGAAAAGCCUUGCUGAAUUUGAACAUCCCAUGGGCCAACGCGCCGAUCAAGUCCUUCGACGAAUUAGACGCUAAGGACCACCACAACCUGCUGUUCUAUUUCGGCCCGCUUGGAAUCCUCAGAGCAUCCCGUCGGCAUCUCGAUGCUUCAAAGAGCAUGCAUCCCAACUACCCGUUUCACACCCAUGAUCGAGUGGAGCUUUUGAACAAGGGUGAGGUCGUUGAGCUUGAGAUCGGCCUAUGGGCCAUGGGAAUCGAGUACGAGGCGGGGGAAAGUAUCAGCGUUGAGAUUCAGGGACAGUAUCCUUUUUUCAAGGACUAUUCGGUGCAUGAGAAGCCUAAACCUGAUGCUGAUAAGAGCAAUGUCGGAGAUCAUUUUGUGCACGUUGGUGGAGCGUACCCGAGUCGUGUUGUUCUCCCUUUUAUAUAA